Nematostella vectensis (starlet sea anemone) is the source of this 1895-nucleotide messenger RNA. Its product is annotated as potassium voltage-gated channel subfamily A member 2. The record is from RefSeq and is a predicted model, not a curated record. Gene Ontology annotation, molecular function: delayed rectifier potassium channel activity. Gene Ontology annotation, cellular component: membrane; voltage-gated potassium channel complex. NCBI's taxonomy places the organism in Eukaryota, Metazoa, Cnidaria, Anthozoa, Actiniaria, Edwardsiidae. Gene Ontology annotation, biological process: protein homooligomerization; potassium ion transmembrane transport. The transcript has 2 exons. The coding region runs from base 77 to 1501 and encodes 474 amino acids.
CAGUGCAAAAUGCUAAUUAUUUUUCAGCAGAUAUGCAAUACAAAGAGACUAGAAUCACCCAACGAAUUAACCAAACAUGCUUCAAGGAUAUCUAGGAAGUACAGAGGCUGUCAAUGAUCCACGAUUUUAUAUCCAUCAUAGGAAAGAAGAGUCGGAAGAGGCCGAAAGAGCGAUCAGAAAAUCUCAUGACUCGCUAGAGAGAAAACUCUUAAAAACACCAAAAGCAAUCAAAAGAGAGUUUCAAGAACGACUGCGAUUAAACAUAAGCGGAAAGGUGUACGAAUUGAGCAGGAAACAACUUGCAAAGUAUCCAAACAGUUUACUUUCAAGUCCUGCAAAGCGUUUAAGUUAUUGGGAUUCCAAAAGGAAGGAAUAUUUCUUUGAUAGAAAUCGCACCGUUGCAGAAUGCAUUUAUCAGUUUUACCAAAAUGGCGGCAACAUUUACCGUCCCGAGAACUUUCCAGAACAAAUAUUGGUGGACGAUCUCGAGUUUUUCGGAUUGUACGAGUACAUCGACGAGUUAGACAGAGAGAUGUUAGUGAUACCAAGGAUAAAAAAGAAAGCAAUCCUACCUACGAACUCAAUACAGCUUUGGAUUUGGAACUUAUUUGAGAGACCCGAAUCAGGAGUUUGCGCGCGGGUUUUCAAUUUAUUUGUCCUAGCGAUGAUUCUUUUCUCCACUACUUUACUCUGUAUGGAUUCCAUCGAAUUUAGAAGCUCUGCGGCAUACGCGAACAGAACAGUUACACACCAAGUGUUUCGAAAGCGUGACUUCAACAACUGGCUCCACAUUGCCGAAGCCUGUACCAUUGGAUUUUUCACUUUUGAGGUUCUCACUCGCUUUAUUGUCAGCCCGGAGAAACUUCGUUUCUUUACAAAGUUCCUCAACCUCGUCGACCUGAUAGCGAUCGUUCCGUUUUAUGUCACUCUUCUCCUUGAAGAAAACCGUAUGGCCACACCUCUUUCCAUUCUACGAGUUUUACGACUCAUCAGGAUUUUUCGCGUGUUGAAAAUUUCCCGCUAUAAUUCUCGGCUGAUAAUUCUGGGUAAAGCGAUGCAUGCCGGUAGAGGAGACCUCAUGAUGUUGCUCUUGCUGAUCUUUGUUUCGUGUUUGCUGUUCGCGAGCCUGGGGUAUUACAUGGAGCAGUUCUUCACGCCAGGGACCGAUUUCUAUAGCAUCCCGGACGCCAUGUGGUGGUCCUUCAUCACUAUGAGCGAUAUUGGAUACGGCGAUAUGGUCCCUAAAAGCUUAGGCGGUAAAAUAGUGGGUGCUUUUUGUGCACUGUCGGGGGUAAUGUGCGUCGCGCCUAUCCUGCCAAUCAUCUUCGACCGGUGGAGCCGGUUCAACAGGUUGGACCAUGAAUGCAAGAUGCUGGAUCGAUGCCGAAUGCAAAAGACUUCAGAUGUCAGGACAAGUAUGAAGAUCAACCAGAGCGGUGAUAUCGAUCACCUUAAGGUCAUCCGCGCCCAACCGGGACGGAGAAGAUCAAGGUUUAUUUAGCACGGGGAAUGCCUUGGAAAUGAUAUGUUUUGUAGGCUUUUUUAGCACGGGGAAUGCCUUGCAAAUGAUAUGUUUUGUAGGCUUAUUUAGCACGGGGAAUGCCUUGCAAAUGAUCUGUGCUGUAGACUGACUCAGUUCUAGAAUGCCUUGCACAUGGUCUGUGCUGUAGACUGACUCAGUUCUAGAAUGCCUUGCACAUGGUCUGUGCUGUAGACUGACUCAGUUCUGGAAUGCCUUGCACAUGGUCUGUGCUGUAGACUGUCUUAGUUUUGGAAUGCCUUCCACACGAUGUUUUUGCGUAGGCUUAUUUAAUUCGAGAAUGAUUUGCACUCUGUUUUUUUCAUCGUUUUGUAAACGUUUAUGUGAAUACGAAGAGAAUAGGGAUGGUGAUAAA